UGCUGGGGCCGCCUCGCUUUGGGAAAGCGCGGGACUGAUAAAAGUACGGGUCCCGAGAGGUUGUUUGCAGUCUGGGUGUAAAAGCGUGGUGCCAUCUCAGAUAAGAACAGAGCACACUUUUAAACUUUACAGACUAGAGAAAAGAGGGACAAAGUCUAAAAAAAUGAAACCACUUCUGACCAUCUGCUGGCUGCUUAGACGUUUAAACAGAUUUUCUGUAAAACCAAGCCCUCCUGUGAGUUUCUCCACUUCCUCUUAUUUGUGUAGCCAGAAGAAAAAAAACUCGUACGAAACAGUAGACCAAGCGAAGUACUCUCGUUUAGUACGCUCUGUCUUGUCCAGAGGCCCGGUCCAGACUCCAGAUUCAUUGUUCAAAGAAGAUGAUGUACUCUAUGGUCCUGUGAGUAAGUGUAAGGUUCCAGAGCAAGAGCCACAGGCAAGAGUUCCACAACACUGGUUUCCUAUCUUCAAUGAAGAGAGAACCAUGAAACCACACACAGACAGUUCUUCAAAUCCUUUGAAGAUCCCUUUGCAAAGAAACGUGAUACCCAGUGUAACCCGAAUCCUUCAGCAGACCAUGCCACCUGAACAGAGUUUCUUUUUGGAAAGAUGGAAACAGCGGAUGGUUCUGGAGCUGGGAGAAGAUGGAUUUGCAGAAUAUACUUCAAAUGUGUUUUUACAAGGCAAACAGUUCCAUGAAGCCUUGGAAAGCAUACUUUCACCCCAGGAGACCUUAAAAGGGGGAGAAGAGCACCCCCAGUGUGGCUACAUCAAAAGCAUCCAGCAUAUUCUGAAAGAAAUCAGUGGUGUGCAAGCUCUGGAGAGUGCUGUCCAACAUGAGGCCUUGAAGUACGUAGGGCUACUGGACUGCGUGGCUGAGUACCAGGGCAAGUUGUGUGUCAUUGAUUGGAAAACAUCAGAAAAACCAAAACCUUUUAUUCAAAAUACAUACGACAAUCCACUACAAGUCGUGGCGUACAUGGGUGCUGUAAACCACGAUGCCCACUACAGUUUUCAGGUGCAGUGUGGAUUAAUUGUGGUGGCCUAUAAGGAUGGGUCCCCUGCCCACCCUCACUUCAUGGAUGAAGAGCUCUGUUCUAAGUACUGGGCUAAGUGGCUUCUUCGACUAGAAGAAUAUACAGAAAAGCAAAAGAACCAGAACAUUCCAAAGUAGGGGCCAGGGUAUUAAAGAGGAGUGCUGAGAAUCUGAGGGCUACGUUAACACAAGCUGAAGGUAUAGUGGGUCGGGAUGUAUCUGCUGCGAAGCCAGAGAGUGUGGAGGUCAGCCCUUGACUCACCAGCUGCACGACCUCACUGUUUCUCACCUGAGAGGAAGACACUCGGAUUGGCAGCUGCCCUGGGGACUUCUGGACUUCCUUGCAAACCUUGUGUCCCUGGCAGGAUGCCCAGUCUUUGAACUGAGAUCAGAAGGCCUAAUAAAGCAUCAUGUGCCACACAUGUCCCUAGGGUUCUCAGGGAUGGGAGGGUCCCUGCACCCCCAGGGUGUACAGAAGGAGAACAAGCACAUCUGGCAUCACCACUGCACAGUUUCCUAGAAGGUGUUUUAUUCCCUGGGACUCUUGUGUCAUUAGGGGAAACUUCUUAAAUUCAUUCAUAUUGAGUAUUUGGCCUGAGGAAACCUGGCUGCCUAGAGAGCUGGGGCACUUUUCCUUACCAGAGAAGCCUCAACAGUAGGAACGUGAGUGUGGAAGUCACCAUCAUUAGGGUUUGGGUAUCUGUUUCUGGUGUCAGUUAGCAGGCCGUAGACUACAACAGAUACUGUUGGGGAACUUUUUAAGUAGGAGGAGCAAUGAUAGAACUUUUCUGUGUUUGAUAGGUAAUUGGGAGAGGGUUUUCUAUUUUGUAAAGUAAAUCUAGUAGCAUUUAAGUUACAGCUACUGACUUAAAAUUGUAAGUUCUACAGUCAUAUUUAGUUUUCAUUAGUCAUAAAAAAAUAAAAGAUAUUAAACUGA
Molecule: messenger RNA, 1973 nt
Organism: Grammomys surdaster
Lineage: Eukaryota; Metazoa; Chordata; Mammalia; Rodentia; Muridae
Gene: Mgme1
Product: mitochondrial genome maintenance exonuclease 1
Exons: 5
Coding region: 164-1174 (336 amino acids)
Biological process (GO): mitochondrial DNA replication
Cellular component (GO): mitochondrion
Molecular function (GO): single-stranded DNA exodeoxyribonuclease activity
Source: RefSeq, a predicted model, not a curated record